AUAUUCUUCCUUAGCCUUUAAGGAAGUAGUAUUUCUAUCUAAUGUCUUGCAUAAUCCCACAUCCAUCGUCCUGGACCCAAUGUGGAUUUCCGAUAUUACCUUUUUUUUCACAGAUGAUGUUGUACCUUGCAUUGCUUAGUCUCGAUUUCAAUGAGUUGGCCGUCCAAGUAUGCUUUAUCACAUUGGCUGGCUACCACUGGCUGUUAGCUGGCGGAAAGUGCCCCAGGAGAUUCUAGCGUCCUGUGGGCGUUCGCAUCGGUAUUCAGGUCAGUCAGGGUCAGUCUCAGCCACACAACAGGCCACAACAAGCUUCUCAAUUAAAUUUUCGAUGUCACUUCGCGGCGUAAGGCAAUAAUAAUGCUUUCGUUCUUACCAUUCACUUGCAUAGUUCAUCAUCAUCGAACAUCACUGAACAUUGAUGAAAGUCCAUGUUUCUUUUCUCAAAACUAAAUUGGAAAUUGUCAAUUCUAGUUUGGUGACUGACAGCGAUGCAAAAAUUAAGCUCAACACAAAGUGAAAAGAAGUACGGAUCCCGUCAUCACUCGGGUGCAAAAAAUUCUGAACGUUAUCCACGGAUCCCUAUAAACUGACA
Molecule: messenger RNA, 592 nt
Organism: Lentinula edodes (shiitake mushroom)
Lineage: Eukaryota; Fungi; Basidiomycota; Agaricomycetes; Agaricales; Omphalotaceae
Exons: 2
Coding region: 42-236 (64 amino acids)
Source: RefSeq, a predicted model, not a curated record